AUGUCCGCCUCCCAUAUUGACACCUUACUUGACCUGUGGGCUGCUACACUUGCAAAACACGACAAUCAUCCGCCCUUUGCUAAUCACCAAGACUUAUAUCAGACAAUUGAUAGUAUUCCACUUGGAGAUGUGCCAUGGCAGAAUUUCGCAGUCAAAUUUUGUGGCAACAAACCGGAUGUCGACAUUCCACCAUGGAUGAAUGGCUCUUACAAUGUAUGGUUUCGAGAUCCACAUGAAGUUGUCUGCAACAUGCUCGCAAACCCAAUGUACGCAGAUGAAAUGGAUUAUCAGCCCUACCAUGAGUAUGCCUCAGCAACUGAUGAACACCAGUGGAAGGACUUCAUUGCAAUAUAUAUACUUAUACACUAUUGCAUACAGGACAAAAUUUCCAAAGAUCCUGACACAGUUGGGGCAACCUUUGUUCCCAUUAUUCUCGGCAGUGAUAAGACAACCAUCUCAGUUGGCACGGGCAACAAUAAAUAUUACCUGCUAUAUCUUUCUAUCGGCAAUGUUCGAAAUAAUGUCCAUCGUGCACACCGAGAUGCGAUUGCUGUCAUAAGAUUUCUCACCAUGCCAAAAACUGCACAAGUGCACACUGAGGAUCCGAAGUUCCAAAAGUGUUGUUGUCAGCUAUUUCACUCUUCCCUUUCAAAAAUUCUUCAGCCCCUCAAGCCUGGAAUGAUGAAACACAAAGUGGCUCAUUUUGGAGACGGUCACUUCCAUUGUGUUGUCUAUGGACUCGGACCCUAUAUCACUGAUUAUGAAGAACAGGUCCUGUUGGGAUGCAUCAUCAAACACUGGUGUGCAAGGUGUCUUGCAUCACGUCUUAACCUUGAUGAUGAUACCUUGGACCAUUGCCGCGAAUAUGUGGAUGCUCUGGUGGAGGAAGGUACUCUAUUGAGGAUCUGGGAUGAUUAUGGAAUUGUUGGUGACAUUGUGCCAUUUACCAACAAUUUCCCCCAUGCUGAUAUAAACCAACUCAUCGCCCCUGAUCUCCUUCACCAGCUAAUCAAGGGAGCUUUCAAGGACCACCUUGUAGAUUGGGUGGAGAAAUAUUUGUUACUGACCCAUGGAAAAUGUGAAGCUCAACAAAUCAUGGACGACAUUGACAGAAGAAUUGUGACUGUUGCAUCCUUCACAGGUUUACAACGUUUUCCUGAGGGACGAGGGUUCAAACAAUGGACCGGAGACGACUCAAAGGCACUUAUGAAGGUGUAUUUGCCUGCAAUUGAGGGCCACCUUCCACUGGACAUUGUAUGCGCCUUUUGCGCACUUUUAGACUUGUGCUCAUUGAUUACUGAGAGCAAGCAUAUCAAGGCUGUAAAGGAGCCUUGGAGACGCUCAAGUCACUUCAAUGCACUUGGUCAAAUGCUGCGGACCAACCAGCAGCUGGAUAAGCUUGCUGCUUUAUGUGUCGACUUCACCAGGCACAAUAUGGUGAGCGAACAACAACGUGCCAAAAUGAUUGCUGUGCUCGCAGUAGAAUUAAAUAUCGCACAUUUACCCAACCUCCUCAGACAGUUCCUUUUUGAACAGAAGCAUCCGAAUGACACUCGAGACGUCUCUGAAGUUUCAGAGUUCCACUUCCCUCAUUACGAUGGUGGAAUCUCUGUCUUCAACUCUGCUUCAUCAAGAUUUUAUUCGCUAGGUGAUCUCAGUGGCAUUGGGGGCAUGCACACGGAAUACAUUCAUGCAUGUCGUCAGUGGCGAAACAGACAUGCUUGCAAUGACUGCAUGUUCAUUAACAUGAAACCAGAGCUCGAGGGCAUGCAGGGAUUUGACAUUGCUCGUGUUCUGUGUUUUUUUUCCUUUACUUUUCAAGGAACGACUUACCCCUGCGCAGUUAUUCGGUGGUUUGACACUGUUGGCGACUCUCCUGAUGAGGACACUGGGAUGUGGAUUGUGCAGCCAGCCUAUUGUGCUAAUCACUCCCCGCAUAUGUCUAUUAUUCACAUUGAUUCGAUUUAUUGCACAGCACAUUUAAUUCCAGUCUAUGGUGCACAGUUUGUUUCUCAUGACCUCAAGUAUUACCAGUCUUAUGAUAGUUUCCGAGCUUACUAUGUUAAUAAGUAUGCAGGUCAUCACACCUUUGAGAUUGCUUUUUAA
Suillus plorans is the source of this 2106-nucleotide messenger RNA. RefSeq lists its product as uncharacterized. Lineage: Eukaryota; Fungi; Basidiomycota; Agaricomycetes; Boletales; Suillaceae. The coding region runs from base 1 to 2106 and encodes 701 amino acids. The transcript has 9 exons. The record is from RefSeq and is a predicted model, not a curated record.